This is a messenger RNA of Aspergillus wentii DTO 134E9, 1598 nucleotides long. RefSeq names its product putative aldehyde dehydrogenase. Lineage: Eukaryota; Fungi; Ascomycota; Eurotiomycetes; Eurotiales; Aspergillaceae. The transcript has 4 exons. The record is from RefSeq and is a predicted model, not a curated record. Bases 106 to 1590 code for a protein of 494 amino acids. Gene Ontology annotation, molecular function: aldehyde dehydrogenase (NAD+) activity.
UACAACCCCGCAUCUCGGAACGACGGAAUGAGCGGAAUUUCCGCGCUGCCAUACAAAUACUCCUUUUCAUAACAACAACAAUAUCUAUCAUCAUCAAUUGUAAACAUGUCCAUCACUAUCACCGGCGCCAAAGGCCGCCAGAUCCAGGUCCCCUCCGGCCUCUUCAUCAACAACACCUUCACCCCCUCGGUCAACAACACCACUCUCCCCGUCGAAAACCCCUCCACCCGCGCUCAUCUCGGCACCAUCUCCGCAGCCAGUAAACAAGAUAUUGACCGGGCUGUCGAAUCGUCCAAAUCUGCUUUCGCAACAUGGAAGACGACCCCCGGCCCAGUUCGCGGAAAGUUCCUCCACAAACUGGCGGACCUGAUUGAGCGAGAUGCGGAUGAUUUCGCAUCGCUCGAGGCAGUCGAUGCGGGUAUCUUGUACACCGAUUCGAUGGGCAUGAAUAUCCCCCAGGCAGUGGGCAAUUUGAGAUAUUUCGCUGGCUGGGCGGAUAAAAUCGACGGCAAGGUGUUGGAGAUUGACGGCGGGAUUGCGUAUACCCAUCGCGAGCCGUUGGGGGUGUGUGGUGCGAUUGUGCCGUGGAAUUCGCCUUUGAUGAUCACAAUCUGGAAACUCGCCCCCGCGUUGGCAGUCGGCAACGUGCUCAUCAUCAAAACAUCCGAAAUGUCCCCCCUCUACGGCCAGAAGCUCGCCCAGCUCGUCCUCGAAGCUGGAUUCCCGCCUGGCGUGGUGAAUAUCAUGACAGGCGACGGGGCCAACGCCGGCACGGCACUGUCGGAACACGUCGACGUCCGCAAGAUCUCAUUCACAGGGAGCAGUAUCGCCGGCCGAAAGAUCCUACAAGCAGCAGCCAAGACGAACCUGAAGAAAGUCAGCCUCGAGCUAGGCGGCAAGGGCCCGUCGAUUGUAUUCGGCGAUGCGGAUUUGGAGAAUGCGCUUCUGUGGACGCGGAUCGGGAUUACGGCGAAUAACGGGCAGAUCUGCGUUGCUGGAUCAAGGAUUUACGUCCAGGAUACGAUUUACGACCAGUUCAUCGAGGCGUAUAAGAACGCCGCUGCCGCUGCGCCUGUUGUUUCUGGGAAUCCGCUGGAUGCGGCGACAACCAAGGGACCGGUGGUGAAUCGGGCCCAGUAUGAGAAGAUCCUCGGGUAUAUCGAGCAGGGGAAGAGAUGCGGCGCGAAGCUACUCUUUGGAGGCGAGAAGAUCGGCGAUGAGGGGUAUUUUGUGCAGAAUACGGCCUUUGCGGAUGUUACGGAGGAUGCGGCGAUUAUGAAAGAGGAGAUUUUCGGGCCGGUUGCUAGCAUUGCGAAAUUCAGCACCGAAGAUGAAGUCAUCGCCAAGGCAAACGAUUCUCUACAUGGUCUGGGUGCGGCCAUCUUCACCAACGAUGUCAGUCGCGCCCAUCGCGUUACGAAAGCGUUGGAGUCCGGUCAAGUCACCGUCAACGCAUGGGCGAUGCUCAGUCCGAAUGCACCAUUUGGCGGCGUCAAGGAAAGUGGAUUCGGACGGGACAUGGGAGAAGAGGCAUUGGAGGGAUGGGCCAGUGUCAAAUCGAUCAAGUAUAAUAUUCUUCCCAAGCUGUAAACUAGAUA